CUUGUUUCUGCUUUCGGAGCCUCAACUCGGAAAUGUCAGUCAGCGUUGUUCCUGCGUCAUUUAUUAUUCGUGAGUACGUUUUUCACCAAAUAAGACACACCACUUUCUAUUGAGUAAUAUUGAGUAAUAUUCUUAAAAAAUGAUAAACUAAUAUGUAUACGGUAUAUAUGUGUGUGUGUAAACAGCAAGCUUGUAUAUGUAAGAAAGCAAAACACAAUGGGGAUAGAAAAUAUGCCCCCUACAUUCUCACUGAAAUCACUCGAAACUUACAAAAGUAACAAAAAAAAAAAAAAAAAAGAAAAUUAAACAAUCAAAAUCAGCCAUCAAUUUUGAAUUGUUGAUUAACAUAAUUUUUAAAAAAACAAACCAAUAAAACAGGCCCGGACAAAAAUGAUAGUACCUCAAUGAAAGAUUGAAAACUAUUUGACCAGAGUGACAUAACUCAGGUGUGUCCUUUAAUUCACAUCACAUGUGUUUUAUUUAUUGUUACUUUUGUAAGUUUUGAGAGAUUUCAGUGAGAAUUGUGGGUUUGUCCUUCUUUAACUGAGGGGUACCAACAAUUUUGUCCACCACUGUAUAUUUAUAUAUAUAUAUGAAGCUUAUACAGCAGCCAGACAUAGCAUUUAGAUUUACCUUAAUACCCUGAAGAUAAUAAUAAUAAAUAUAAAAAAGUUAAGCAUAAAUUACAAAAGGGGUUCAUAUAAAUAUACACUUUGUGUGUAAGAAGACCAAUAACCCCCUGUUGUGGUAACAAAAGUAAAAAUAAGUCUAAAUUGAUGUUCACAUUUUUCAAAUAACACUAGUCUGUUGUUUAUUUUAAAAUUACCAUGAAAAUAUGUGAAUUCCACUGUUUUGAGUUUUUAUUUGUUGUUCAAAAUCUUGAGUUGAUUUAGACAGGACGUCUUCAUGAAUCCAUCUGCUUUCCAUACCUGUUACAUCUCUCACGGAGUCACAGGGCUGCUGGAGCCUAACCUUUCUAAUGUUGGCCUCAGGCGAAUGUGGAAUACACCCUGGAAAGACUGCCACCCUAUGGCAGAGUGUAAUGGUGACACGGUAGAGUAAUUUGUCCAAUGUAAAUGUUCUCAGAAAUAAGAUGUAGUGUUGAGAUUUACUCUAAAGGUGUACUCAUAGAAAGUGCUUACCAAUAGGAUUUCAAGUGAUACUUUUUCACAGUAUGAAAACUCUGAACUUUUGCUUCACACAAAUAUAAAAAGAUUAAGGAUUUUUAAUUUUAUCUUUUCCUGAUACCUAGAUAAAAAAGACAACUAUAAAACAAACUUUAUCAUCAAGAUGUUUGAGUAUACAAAAUCAAUGUGCAAAUGAGAUGGGCAGUAUUCAAACUGAUGGGUGUGGCUAAAAAUGUUGUAUUUAAUCUCAAUCCCAGCCCUUUUUUGCACUGGUCUUCUUUGAUCAGUUACAUUUCCAUUUGUACUAGUUCUUGGAGCAAGAGUGCAAAACUUAGUUUGAACUUUAGUCUGUUCUUGACAAAAGAGCUUCAACACAAAAAGUAAAAUGGCUCAAUCAAGAGAACUUGGCAAGGUGUUUAAGGAUUCCAUCCAUGGUCAUGUGGAGUUACAUCCACUUCUUGUCAAAAUCAUUGAUACGCCUCAGUUCCAAAGACUGCGAAACAUCAAGCAGCUCGGUGGGGGAUAUCUUGUUUACCCAGGAGCUUCACACAAUCGCUUUGAACAUUCACUUGGGGUGGCGUAUUUGGCAGGAGUGUUGGCAAAAACUCUCCAGGAAAAUCAACCAGAACUGAAGAUUACUGUCAGAGACAUCCUCUGUGUGCAGAUUGCAGGUCUUUGUCAUGACCUUGGACAUGGACCAUUCUCUCAUCUGUUUGACCAAAUGUUCAUUGACCAAGCAUGUGAAAAUGAAGACUGGACGCACGAGAAGGCUUCCCUAGAGAUGUUUAGAUAUCUGGUGCAUGAGAACAACCUGAAGCCAGAGAUGAAAAAAUGUGGGUUGAACAUAAAAGAUGAUCAGGAGGAUAAAGAAGAUGAUCAGGAGAAUAAAAAAGAUGAUCAGGAGGAUAAAAAAGAUGAUCAGGAGGAUAAAAAAGGUGAACAGGAGGAUAAAAAAGAUGAUCAAGAGGAUGAAGAAGAUGAUCUGGUCUUCAUCGAGGAGCUUCUCGGAAAGCCUCUCAAGGAAAAUAAGAAUGUUUCAAAGGCUGAUUGGCCAUAUAAAGGUCGAAAGGUGGAAAAGUCUUUUCUCUAUGAAAUUGUGUCAAACAAGCUAAAUGGGAUCGAUGUGGACACGUUUGACUACGUUGCCAGGGACUGCCAUCAUCUUGGGAUCAAGAACAAUUUUGACCAUCUGCGCUACUUCAAGUUUGCCAGAGUGGUAAAGGUGGAUAAAGAUCCAAGAAAACACAUCGGCUCAAGAGACAAGGAGAUUUGGAAUCUCUAUAAUAUGUUUCAUUCAAGGAACCUUCUCUACAGAGAAGUCUGCCAUCAUGAAGUAACUAAUGUACAAAUCAUGAUCAAAGAUGCUCUCUUAAAGGCAAAUAUACACACUAUGUUUAAGGACAAAGAUGGACACCUGUUAACUCUUUCUGCUGCAAAAGAUGACAUGGAGGCCUACACCAAAGUGACAGAUCAAGUAACUGAAAAAAUAUUGCAGUCGAGUGGCGAGGCAAGGAAAGACUCAAGAAUGAUACUAGAGAGAAUCAUGAAACGAGAUUUGUACAAGUUGGUUGGUGAAGCCAAGGUGAGAAAACAUGAAACGAUAUUACCAAAGACGAUAAUUGAACGUCUGAAAGAACAACUGAAAGACGACCUAACACUUGAAGAACUUGAAGAAAUUAUGAAUGGCACACUGGAAGUGGUGGUGAGGGAAACACAAGUCAAGAAAUACAAACUAAAGGGGAAAGUUAAAGAUCUGAAACAACAACUGAAAACGGUCCUGCCAAGUGGUGAACAAAAAAAGGCCAAUGAUUACUUUGAAGCGGUGCCAAUCCAAGAGGUCAAAGAUCCCAUUGAAUAUACAUAUUUCUACGACAAAAAAAACCCACAGAGAGGAUUUACCAUGCCCAGGAAUAAGGUGUCCAACUUCCUCCCUGAGUGUUUUUGGGAACAAACCAUCAGGCUUUACUGGAAGAAAAAAGAAGAAACAUAUAAGGAUUCUACAAUUGAAAAGUUCGAGAAAUGGUGCAAGGACAACAAAUUUGAGGUCACUUUCAACAGUCCUCCAAAUGAAGCAAGUACAUCUGCAUCAGCAAGUACAUCUGCAUCAGCAAGUACAUCUGCACCAGCAAAUACAUCUGCAUCAGCAAGUACAUCUGCACCAGCAAGUACAUCUGCACCAGCAAGUACAUCUGCAUCAGCAAGUACAUCUGCACCAGCAAGUACAUCUGCACCAGCAAGUACAUCUGCACCAGCAAAUACAUCUGCACCAGGCAGACUCGAUGAAGACUGAUGAUGAUGGAUGCACAAAGAGUCAAAAAGACAAAAAGUCUUAAUGUGCAGGCUUAAAUGAAAGAAAGCGGCAUUCAAAAUUGUUAACUUGGCCUUAGACAUUUUUAUUGUCAUAAAAAGAAUUAUUUGUGUAUGAUUUUUCUUGAGUACCACUGAUGCUACAUGUUCUAUUUUAUUCUAAUGACCGUAGGUUUGCUCAGAAGGGGUAAUAGUUUUCAAUGUCUGAUCAUUUAAAACAGUUGAAUUUGUUAAGUGUCUGGUUGACUCGGAACAUUUUACUUGUAUUCCGUGUUUUAAAACGUUUAAUUUCAUUGUUAAAAAUCUUACUUUCAAAUGCAAAAAAAAAAGGUUUUUGCCAUGAUUAUUAAUAGGGGAAAUAUUAAUCAAAAGUAAAAAAAAAAAAAGUAAUUUUUCUUUAUCUUUUGAAACCAGAAAUAUAUAUUUGAUUUAAUAUUUUUCAAUGGAGUGAUUUACCAUUUAUCCUGUUGUUAGAUAGGUGAAAAGUUUAAAUAUAUUAUUGUAAUCAUAGAACAAAGACACAUGUUUAGAAAUUGAUUGUUUGAAGGAAAAUUACUAAACUUUAUUACUCACAUAUAGGAACAUUUAUUUUUCCUUAUUCGUUAUCAAGCCAAAAAACUGAUGUUCUCUAAUGUGAAGUAUUUUUUUCAUAAUCGAGUGUCGUGUGCUGUGAAAAUGAAAUAAAUUAAUUCAUUAAUUCA
This is a messenger RNA of Oryzias melastigma (Indian medaka), 4135 nucleotides long. Its product is annotated as deoxynucleoside triphosphate triphosphohydrolase SAMHD1. Lineage: Eukaryota; Metazoa; Chordata; Actinopteri; Beloniformes; Adrianichthyidae. Gene Ontology annotation, biological process: regulation of innate immune response; dGTP catabolic process; defense response to virus. The record is from RefSeq and is a predicted model, not a curated record. Gene Ontology annotation, cellular component: nucleus. Gene Ontology annotation, molecular function: dGTPase activity. The transcript is spliced from 18 exons. Bases 1513 to 3417 code for a protein of 634 amino acids.